AUGCACCUGCUGGCGUGGGCGUGCAUGAUCGCGUGGGCCAUGGUGUGGGCGGGGAUGGCUGAGGGCUGCGGCAUGGGCGAGCUGCGGUGCCACGACGGGAGCUGCGUGGCCGACGACCAGUUCUGCGACGGAGAGCGAGACUGCCCCAACAAUGAGGACGAGCCGCCGCACUGCACGCAGUGCAAUCGAACUUACUACGGCGUCGUGGGCAAGACCUACGAGCUGCAGGUGCACUGGCCGCUGCAGACCAAGCGCACUCCGCCCUGUAACCUGACACUAGUGGCUGCUGGGGGCCCGCACGGGGACCUUAUACAGCUGGCCUUCCAUAAGUUCUCUCUGGGCAAGUUCAACUCCAAUACAGACCACGGAUGCCCUCACGGCCACAUGCAAGUCAUAGAGAACCAGAGAAUAUACAGACCCGGCUUCUGGUGCGGCGACGGCGUGGGCCUCGAGAUGUACUACUCGGAGACGCCGUCCGUGUCCGUGAUCAUCACCAGGCUUCCCACCGACAACGACCUCACCGCCCUCGACGCCUUCUCCAGCUUCUACUUCAAGAUGUCCUACAAGUUCCUCCGCCGGGAGUCGGCUGUCGUGCGCUACGGGCUGCCCUCGGAGCCUAAAUACUUGGGCCUCCGCGAUCCCACGACCGUCUGCAACGCGCUCUUCACCAACUGCGACCAGCGUCCGUGCUUCGUCCAGUCGCCCAACUUCCCCGGCAUGUACCCCAGGAACACCACGUGCUACUACCACCUGAGCCAGACGCGCCUGAUGGACGGCAAGCGCGCCGUGAUCGCCCUCAGCCAGGACGACGGCCGCCUCGUGCACGUCAAGAGCGCCGUGCAGUCCCACGACACAACGGAGCGGCACCUCAAGCUGUACGAGGAGUGCUACUACGUCGGGGAUUAUGUCCGCGUGUACGACGGACCGUAUACGACGUCGCCCGUGCUCAUCACCUUCUGCCGCGGCGCCAACGUGCCCGAGAUCGUGUCGUCGGGCCCGGAUAUGCUCAUCGAGUUCACGACGUCGCCCUAUGACUGCCCCCACCACGAGAUGCCUUGGACGCACGUCGCCGGCUUCGAGCUGAAGGCGCAGACGCGCUUCACGGCCGAGACGAACCUCGGCGAGGACUGCCGCAUGGAGAUCCGCAGCUCGGCCAACCGCACGGGCUGGCUGGAGGGCCUCGCCCACAGCGUCCCGCCGAACACCACCUGCGUGUGGCAGUUCCUGGGGGAGCCCGGCCAGGUCGUGUGGAUCACCUUUGCGCAAUACAAAACGCACACGCAAGUCAAGAAACUACAGACGAAAUACUGCUCAACCAAGCUGACUGUCAACGACGGCGUGUGGCCCGACGGGGACGAGAUCGCCUGCCACUGCCACGACAACGAGCCGCGCACCUGCGACCGCGCGCGCCGCCUGCUCGACGACUCCAACGUCAGGCCCUGCGGCAGGAACGAGUCGUACAUCUCCUCCGGCAGGAACCUCAGCAUCUCGCAGCUCUUUGGCGACGGAAGCGUGGUGACCAAAGUGACCUUCUUGCUGAGGUAUGAGUUCGUGGACCAGAUCCAGGCGGGCGAGUGGGCCGGCGACCCCUGCACGCGCGUCAUCCGCAGCGACGGGGCGGCGCAGGGCAACUUCACGCUCACGGCCCCGCACAACAUCUUCCUGUACGGCCGCGGGGGAAGCCCGACUCUGUCGUGCUCAUGGCGGCUGCUGGCUGCGGAGGACCAGGUGGUUCGCCUCACCAUCAACAGCAUCCGAACAGGGCUAUCCGAGUGCAGGACGCAAGUGAAUCGCCAGACGAAAGCGCUCAUGUGCGUGCCCCGAGGCCGCGCGCACAUGUCGCUGACGGUCUCGGAGUGGCCGUGGCCCGACAUCGAGCUGCCGUUGGCCUGCGUGUGCUCGCAGGACUCGAUCCCGAUCACGGAGGUGUCCCACGGGCCCGACCUCACGCUGAACCUCACCAUCACGGGCAUGCAGCCGCAUGAGGACUUCCGCCACUACUACUUCAACGUCUCGUACGAGUUCGAGAAGGCGCCGGGGUGCGUGGGCUCGACGCGGAUGCUGUCGGGGCCGGCCGGGGAAAUCGUGGCCGCGUCGUCGCCCUCGUCCGAGAAGGCGAAGUGCGAGGGCUUUCCGUGGCUGCUCAAGACCCCGCCCAACCACGCCCUCUUCCUGACCCUACCGCGGGCGAGCCUCGACAACGGCACCUGCGCCUCCGACACGCGCCUUUUCUUCCACGUGCCCGGGCGAGCAGAGCCCGUGUACGGCGUGUGCCCGGCGGCGGACCCGGCGGCCGCCAUCACGUUCUUCUGGCCGCCGCGGGAGUGGAACAGCCCGCCGCCGCCGCCGGAGGAGACGGAGGCCAGCGACUCCAACGGCUACGACGACUCUGAGGACGACUUCAAGAGCAGCGAGCUGGACUUCCGGGAGUCGUACGGCGGCCGAGGGUCGUCCCUGGUGGUGGUGUGGGAGCCGCGCAGCGCGUCGCGGCUCAAGCUGCGCUGGCUCACCACGUGGAGUCCGGCCGACCUGGAGGGCUACGACUUCGCCUACGCGACGGCGUCCCUGGAGGGGCGCAGCGGCUGGCGAGACCUCCCGCCCGAGCCGCCCUGCAAGGAGCUGUGCCCCGAGCUGGGUCCCGCGUGCAUCCCCGCGGAGCUGUGGUGUGACGGGAAGCAGCACUGCCCGCAAGGAAGCGACGAGACCGUGGCCAACUGCCUUCUGGAGCGGGUCCCUUGGCUGUACCUCACCAUAACGGCAUUCACCCUGCUGACUCUCCUGCUCAUCACCGCCUCCGCUAUCCGCCGCCACCGCCGCCAGCUGGCCAAGAAGCGGCAGCAGGAGGCAAGGAGGGUUUCCACUCAGGAGUCGAUUCUACCGCCGAAAGACAAAAGCUUAAGUGCCUAUGCUCUUGACUAUACCGACAUGGACUUCGAGACUACUGUGUGA
Molecule: messenger RNA, 2949 nt
Organism: Penaeus indicus
Lineage: Eukaryota; Metazoa; Arthropoda; Malacostraca; Decapoda; Penaeidae
Exons: 5
Coding region: 1-2949 (982 amino acids)
Cellular component (GO): plasma membrane
Molecular function (GO): protein binding
Source: RefSeq, a predicted model, not a curated record